AUGGCCUCUCUGGCCACUGGACAGCCGUCCAUUUUGGCUGUCCAGGCUAAUACAACAGCACUAACACAACUUACUCACAUUUUACCGAACCAAACUUAUGCAACAGCCCUUAAUCCAACAACUUCUACUACUACGUAUAGUCCUACACUACCUAUGGAAAAGGUCACAUAUUUGCAUGGAGAGCCUAUGGUAGUAUGGGAUGAAGAGGAGAUUGAGAAGAUGAUUAUUAAGGGAAAACUACAAUAUGAUGUCAUUGGGAAGAUCUCAUAUGGAUGGCCUGACGUGAAAGAUUUAAGAACCUUAAUCCCAAAACAGUGUGGAUUGAAAGGAGAGUGUAUUACCGGGUUGUUGAGCAAUAGGUAUGUACUUAUACGUGCUCCAUCUUUAGAAGAUUACGUGACCUUAUUGUCCAAACCUGCAUACUAUAUUACGCAUAAGAACUGGUCCUAUCCCAUGUGUACGUUCAAAUGGGAUCCAUGGUUUGAUCCAGACGAGGAAACGAAGAUUGCAAUUGCAUGGAUAUCAUUCCCAUCAUUACCUCCAAAUUAUUUUGUGAAAGAAGCAGUUUUUUCACUAGCAUCUGCUGUUGGAAAGCCCCUACAAGUUGACAUGGCCACAGCUAAUAAAACCAGGCCAAGUUGCGCAAGAGUGAAGGUAGAAGUUAACUUGCUUAGUGAAUUACCAAAGAGAAUCAAUAUAGGGAUGAAGAAGAAGAGUACUGGGGAGAUUGUGGAUAAAUGGAUAAAGAUCAAUUAUGAUUAUGAGGAAGAACAAAGUUCAGACAAAGAACAGGAGAAAAAUAAUAAGAAAGAUCAAAGGAAGAAUAAGGAUCAAAACAAUGCAAAGAACAGCAGGUUUGAGGUUAAUGAAUACAAAGGACCUAAUACUGACACAAUGAAAGGGAAGGAAGCAGUAGACAAGGUGCAGCCUACAAAGGUUAAUGUAAUGAUAGAUUCAAGGAGAAGAAAGGAAAACAAAGGAAUAAGAGGCACUUUCAUAGAGGUCAAGGAAAAGCAGAUGGAAGAAUCAAAUCAGGUGGAGAGGAUAUCAGCAAAGGCAUGGAUUGAGAAAAACUUUUGUAAACAACUCAAUGAUAAAGGGAAGAUUUUGUCUCAACAGGUGUCUAAGAUUAACUCAGCUACUACAGUUAGAGAAGAGAAGGAACAUGACUCAGAAGAAAUUGGUGACACCUUAAUCAACAAAAACUUGGAGAAAGGUUUGGAAGAAGAUAAAUCAGAUCAGGGAUUGGAGGAUAAAGAAGGAAAUGAAGAAAAAGAAAUCACAAGGCCACCAGAGAGUGACAAUUCUGGCAAUUUUCCUGUGGAACAAGUAGAGAGUGCACAUCAUGGAAAACAAGAUGAGAAUUGCAAGGUGAACUAUUCAGGAAAGAUUUGGAUCUUUUGGACAGAUGAAUGGCUUGGUGUAGUUAUCUCUGAAUCAGAACAACAAGUUACUCUGCAACUAACUCACUCAUCCUUGAAUCAAUCAGUGCUGGUGUCAGUAGUUUAUGCUAAAUGUGAUAGAGAGGAGAGGGAACAGUUGUGGGAAGCUAUGGUGGAGUUAGCAAAUCAGCAAGACCUUCCUUGGAUCAUAGAAGGGGAUUUUAAUGUCAUAGUUUCUGAUGAGGAGAAACAAGGUGGUCUUCCAGUCUCAUCCAAUGAGACAUUAGAUUUUUCUACUUGUAUACAAAGUUAUGGUUUGAUUGAUGUAGGAUUCUUAGGAAGCAAAUUCACCUGGUGGAAUGGGAUGACUGAAGAAGAUUGCAUAUUCAAAAGGUUAGAUAGAAUUUUGGUGAAUCAACAAGUGCUUGACAUCAUGACAUCCACAGCAGUGACUCAUAUGAUUAGACAUGGCUCCGAUCAUGCACCAUUACAUCUUGAGUGUAACAGCAAUGCACAUCAUAUUGUCAAAUCUUUUAAGUUUCUCAACUUUUGGACAAAUCAUCAUACAUUUAUGGAGGUGGUAAAGGAGAAUUUCGGAUUUUGUGGAAAUCCAUUUUAUGUAUUUCAUCACAAGUUGAAGAAACUUAAAAGAGCACUGGUUCAAUGGAGCAGGAACACUUAUGGGAAUAUAUUUCAGCAGAUUGCCACUAUUGAAGAUACUAUAAAAGUGAAGGAGUUGCAGUUUGAAAAUAAUGGUUCAAGGGAGAAUAUAAUGAUUCUACAUCAAGCACAGGCUGAAUUAACCAGAUUUUUACACUUGGAGGAGGAGUAUUGGAAGCAGAAAGCUGAUAUUGGUUAUGAGGCAAUCAGGUUCUUGAAGUCACAGUUUAGUAAAGAAAACUCAGGAGGGGAUUAUGCAUUGUUGAAAAACAUUCCUAAGCUGAUAACUGAAGAACAACAAAAAAGUCUGGAGGAGUUGCCAUCUGAAAGUGAAGUAAAGGAAGCUGUGUUAUCACUCAAUGGGGAUAGUGCUAGUGGGCCUGAUGGACUCACAGGACAUUUUAUCAAAAGUGUUGGGAGAUUAUCAAGAUGGAUGUGGUUCAAAUGGUUAGAGCAUUCUUUUGUGGUUCUGAGAUACCACAAUUCAUCACACAUACUAACCUGGUUUUAUUGCCAGAGAAGGAGAUGGACUAAGGUUCUUCCUAUUAUUAUCUCUUACAAUCAGACAGCAUUUGUGAAAGGAAGGAGCAUUGCAGAAAAUGUAUUACUGGCACAGGAGAUCAUCAGAGAUAUCAAUUUGAGAGCUAAACAUACUAAUGUGGUGAUCAAAUUAGACAUGGAAAAGGCAUAUGAUAGGCUCUCUUAG
This is a messenger RNA of Lycium ferocissimum, 2748 nucleotides long. RefSeq lists its product as uncharacterized. The transcript is spliced from 7 exons. The coding region runs from base 1 to 2748 and encodes 915 amino acids. NCBI's taxonomy places the organism in Eukaryota, Viridiplantae, Streptophyta, Magnoliopsida, Solanales, Solanaceae. The record is from RefSeq and is a predicted model, not a curated record.